Molecule: messenger RNA, 888 nt
Organism: Mytilus trossulus (common blue mussel)
Lineage: Eukaryota; Metazoa; Mollusca; Bivalvia; Mytilida; Mytilidae
Product: histone H1-delta-like
Exons: 1
Coding region: 55-669 (204 amino acids)
Biological process (GO): chromosome condensation; negative regulation of DNA recombination; nucleosome assembly
Cellular component (GO): nucleus; nucleosome
Molecular function (GO): structural constituent of chromatin; double-stranded DNA binding; nucleosomal DNA binding
Source: RefSeq, a predicted model, not a curated record
CUACUUUCUGUUUCUCUUAUUAUUUGUAAGGCAAAGACAACGAACAUUGUUAAUAUGUCUGAGGACGCAGUGGCAGAAACGGUGGUAGAUGAACCAAAGUCUGAUGAGGAUGCAAAACCUGAAAAGAAAGCUAGUGUUAAAUCGCUUAAAAAGAAAACAACACCAACAGCAAGCAAGAAAAAGAAGAAGUCAAAACAAGCACCAUCUGACCAUCCACACUACAGAGACAUGAUAAAGGAUGCGCUUACAAGUCUUAAGGAGAGAGGUGGAAGUUCGAGACAGGCAAUUCUUAAAUACAUCAUAGGAAAUUAUAAAAUUAGUGUAGAAGAAAAAACUGCAAAUAACCAUUUAAAAAUGGCUUUAAGAGCAGGAGUGAAAAAUGGAACUUUGACUCAAAGCAAAGGACAGGGCGCUUCUGGUUCGUUUAGGCUGGGAGAAGAAAAAGCAAAGAAAUCCCACAAGAAGAAGGAAGCUGUUUCGACUCCUACAAAGAAGGCUAAAAAACCCGCAUCACCAAAGAAGGCUAAAAAGCCAACACCUGCGAAGAAGACCAAGAAAUCUAAACCAGCAAAAAAGGCAAAAUCUCCAAAGAAAAAAGCUUCAAAGAAAGGCAAGGCAAAAGUAGUGAAGGCUGCUGCAGAAACACCUCCAGCUGAAAAAACGGAGUGAACAAUAACAACAUUAUUUAGUGUUCCUAAGUAUUGUAAUUAUCUGUGUCGUAGCAGGUCACUGUAAUCUUGCUAAGCUAAAGGAAGGGCUAUGAACAGUUUAAUGCACAAAAUGAAUGCUAUUCUAAAUGGAAAACAUUGUGACAUUAGGAUUACAAAACAGUAUUCGUAUUUGUGGUAAUUUGUAGUAUGCAAUCAAUUAAAUUGAUUUUAUUUUUUA